Pollicipes pollicipes is the source of this 2704-nucleotide messenger RNA. Its product is annotated as GDP-mannose 4,6 dehydratase. Gene Ontology annotation, molecular function: GDP-mannose 4,6-dehydratase activity. Lineage: Eukaryota; Metazoa; Arthropoda; Thecostraca; Pollicipedomorpha; Pollicipedidae. The record is from RefSeq and is a predicted model, not a curated record. Gene Ontology annotation, biological process: 'de novo' GDP-L-fucose biosynthetic process. Bases 227 to 1315 code for a protein of 362 amino acids. The transcript has 9 exons.
CGGUAACGCCGACUUCCCCGCAUCCUGGACCGGGCAAGGUCGCAUGGCUUCUACUGGACCGCUCGGGUAGAGUGGAGACGCCGGGCGCCGUUGGUCCGUUAGCUUCCCUGCGCCGGGUCUGGGCGCCACGUCAAUUUGUUCCACGGCGAGUGCCGGCGCGGUUACGGCGGCGCGCUGCGACGUUGCCGGGUCUGUUUCAGUCAGUCACCUGUCUAGUUUACCAGCCAUGGCCAUGGUUGGUGACCACCAGAGUUCUCGGCCUAAUGUGGCCCUCAUCUCAGGCAUCACUGGACAGGAUGGAUCGUACCUGGCCGAGCUUCUGCUCUCGAAGGGCUACGAGGUGCACGGCAUCAUCCGACGCUCCAGCUCCUUCAACACGUCGCGCAUCCGCCACUUGUACGAGGACCCGCUCGCGUUCAAACAGGGCAAGGACUUUCAGCUGCAUUAUGGCGACCUCACUGACUCCACCUGUCUGGUGAAGCUCAUACACAAGAUCAAGCCCUGUGAGGUGUACAACCUGGGAGCCCAGAGCCAUGUCAAGGUGUCGUUCGACCUGUCUGAGUACACGGCCGAGGUGGACGCGCUGGGCGUGGUCCGGCUGCUGGACGCCGUGCGCUCGUGCGGCAUGGACAAGUCGGUGCGCUUCUACCAGGCGUCCACCUCCGAGCUGUACGGCAAGGUGGUGGAGACGCCGCAGACCGAGACCACGCCGUUCUAUCCGCAAUCGCCGUACGGCUGCGCCAAGCUGUACGCCUUCUGGAUCUGCAAGGUGUACCGCGAGGCGUACAACAUGCACAUCUCCAACGGGAUCCUGUUCAACCACGAGUCUCCGCGCCGAGGCGAGACGUUCGUGACGCGCAAGAUCACCCGCUGCGUGGCCAAGAUCAAGCUCGACCAGAUGGAGGCGUUUGAGCUGGGUAACCUGGAUGCCAAGCGAGACUGGGGCCACGCCAAGGACUACGUGGAGGCCAUGUGGAAGAUGAUGCAGCUGGAUAGUCCGCAGGACCUGGUCAUCUCCACCGGGGAGGUGCACAGCGUGCGCGAGUUUGUGGAGGCGGCGUUCGCCGAGAUCGAUCGCGCCAUCGUGUGGGAGGGCUCCGGCGAGAGCGAGGUCGGCAAGGAGGCCGACACGGGCAUUGUGCGCGUCCGCGUCAACCCCAAGUUCUACCGGCCGGCCGAGGUGGAGUUCCUGCAGGGCGACUGCUCCAAGGCCAAGUCCCUGUUUGAGUGGAAGCCGCAGUAUGACUUCAAGAGCCUGGUCAAGGACAUGGUGCAGUCUGACAUCGAGCUGUUCCGCAACAACCCAAAUGCGUAGUAGCUGUCGGACUCGGCCAGCGGCGGCCGUCCCGGUGGAGACCAGCCGCCACUGCCGGACGGGUCACGGGUCACGCGGGGAUUUGGGGAAAGGGGAGGGGCAUGGCCUGCUGGUGUCCAGCACUACUGGCACGCACGUGUGCCAAUGGCCCCGGCUCAGUAUUUCAACGUCCGUGGACGUCUCGGCAGCUGCUGAUUGGGCAUUGGGUGAAGCAGGUUUUCUGGCGCGAUUCUGACGCCCCCUUGGGGUUACUUUCGCUCCCAGCGCGAAGCUGCCACGCUGUUUCGUUUUCAGACAUUAAGUAUUAUCUGCAUGUCAAGACUGUGUCGGGUAUGAAUCCUCUGAAGUCAUAGCCCCACCGCGGAUGAGAACGGCCGGUGGUCACAUUGGUGGUAUGCACCUCGGUGUUUUCUGGAACUCUGUCUCAGUUGGGGAUCAUGUAAACGGAUGCAUUGACGAGGCCAUGUAGUGGUCGACGCCCUCAUGUUGCGUUGUUUAAUUUGCUUCUGAAAGUAAGCUGUCCCUGUCCCUGGGCUCUAGGGUCGUGCGUCGUGGAUUAUCUUUCAAUCACUUGGAUCCCCAAACACGGUUAACUUGUAUGUGUCUCGCACACAAACGUGAGCAUUCAGUUGCAGUCAUGAUGUCGCUUUGUUGCGGACCGGGCUUGCCCUGCUAUAGCUUCUGGGGAAUGUUUAGUGAUUAAUUUGUUCAGGUUGCUGAAAACAUGAUAAUUUGAUUGGUUUCUACCUGCAAUCAGCGUCAGUAUCUCGGCAUGUUUUUCAUGGCUUUGAGGUACUAAAUUUAUGGAAACGUGCGGAUUUGUACUUGUGGGUCCUCUUGUUGAUUUAGUAGACGUAUCACUGUUCAUCACGUGAACCUUUGUUACUCAUUGGAAUGAAUCUGCUGGUGCGCGUUUUCGUACUGCGGUACCAGGAGCUUUUGUCCCAAGCUUACCUUUCGGGAGAUAUUAGUUGUUAUUGUUGCACAAGUUUUUUGAAGAGUCGUUUUCACGUUUUUGUUGUCCUUCAGCACUGUAUAUGCUCGCAUUGAUAUGGUUUCGCCGCUCGUAAUGCAUUGGUAAUCCACUUAGGCCGUGGCAACGGAAAGUGAACAUCAGGAGAAUAUGGGGUCAUGCGCAGGGAAGGAAAGCAGGGAUGCCUUUGCGUGUUAGGUACCGCAUUUGCAUAUGUGGCAAUGUUUAAAGUACAUCUGCGGCCGACUCAUCCUUGCAAGUGCCUUAAGCGGUCUUUUCUAAAUGGAACAUAUGUGUUGUAUGUAGCUCAUCGGCUCCGUGUUUCUGUGUUUUCCUUGUUUGUUUUUUAAGACGGCCGCGAUGUUAUGUGAGUGCAUACAUUCCGAGCUUCUUCCAAUAAAUUUAUAGCCGCGUUG